UUUUUGCCGGGCAAAGGGACACUUGCGGGGACUACAGGUACUCGGCUGCGGGAAACCCGGCUGCGGAUGCUUGUUGGGCUUGUUCGAUGUUCCAGGUGGCUAUCAACAUCAAGAUGAAUGAUUCUGUCAAUGUAUAGUCUACAGUCGCGCUCAAACGGCACGCACCGAAACCUGAAAAGCCCUUGCGUGCCGAGUCCUUGGGCAGCUUCACAGUUAUUCCCUGACAAACUUGCAUUCCAACUAAUAGCGAUGAUAUAAUAACUGUUGCCUUGCGCCCUGCAGACUCAUUUUAAUUCCUUUCAGAGUUUGCUUUCUCGUAUGGCCACAAAGCUCGCGCAAACCCGUUGGGAGCGAUAUUGAACCCAAAAAACACAUAACAAUGACCUCAACAGCGUCUUCGGUGCGGGACCAUCUCGAGUCCUUGGCUUCCGACGCAUAUAGCGCCGUCUCCGAUGCCGCUCAGCGUGUUGCAAGCUCUCUAGGGCUCCAGGGACAUCAGACAGUCCUGGAGCGCAAGCUUCGACCGCCCAUUGACCGCGGGAUGGCGCAGUUACGGUGGAGCUCGUUUGGCACGGCCGCGGUGGUGCCCUUCCCCUCUCCGCCCCUGGAGGACCCGCGUAUGCUUCUCACCAUGCUAGGCCUCGCACGGGUGCUGUGGGAGGAGGCCGAGGCCGGCACCUCCGCAGCCCAAGGCGCGGCGGCGGGGGGUGCCGGAGGCCUGGGGGCCGGCGGGGGCGGGGGCGGUCUGCCGCUGCCGCCCGUCACGUUGGCUCUGACCGCGGCGGCGGUGUGGCGCUUCCUCAACCCAGUCAUGCUGCGCGAGUGGUGCCUCAGCCCCUACUGCGUAGUGGAGCGGCGCGAGGUGGGCCGGCUGUGGCGCAGCGGCCUGGUGCACCUGGAUGCGCCGCACCUGCUGUCCAACCUGGCCGCCCUCAUCCCCGACUGCGCAGCGCUGGAGAGGCAGCACCAGCGCCAGCACCAGCAGGCUGGGGCGCGGGGUGGAGGUGGAGGUGGAGGAGGUGGGGUGGAGGGCGCGCUGCUGCCGGCCGCGGCUUUCGCGGCGGAUGUGGCGGUGCUGGCGGGCCUGUCCAGCGGCCUGUUCGUGGUCUGGGCUGUGGCUGAGCGGCAGCUGCUGCGGCGGCCCGGCACCUACUAUGCGGUGGGGGCGGUGGGGCUCAGCAGCCUGGCCUUCGCGCUGCAGGUGGUCCGGGGCGAGGCGCGCGGCCCCGGCGCCCGCGUGUGGCUGCUGGGCUUGCCGGUGCCCGCGGCGCACGCCUGGCUGGCGCAGCUGGCGCUCACGCACGUGACGGCGCCGGACGCCUCCUUCGCGGGCCACGUGGCGGGCGUGCUGGCGGGAGUGGCGCACGUGUACCUCGUGGGGCCGGUGCUGCGCUGGAUCUUUGGACGUGGACGCCGGCGGACUGCGGCGGGGGCGGGCGGCGCCCAGCCGCGCUUCUAUGGCUCCGGCACCACCAGCGGCCGACCUGUGGCGCCGCAGGCGGGGGGAGCAGCAGGAGGCGGUGGCGGCGGCAGUGGCGUGGGCCGGGCACUGCGCGGCGCUCUGACGCAGCUGGGGCUGACGGCGCUGGCGGUGGUGGUGUACGCGGCGGCGACCGCGCGGCGGCAGCGGCAGCCCAUGAGCACGUGGCAACUGCGGUGACGGGGCCUGGCUGUGGGAGGACGGCGUUGCGUGCAGCAAAGCAGGAUGUUGAGGCGACACCGGGGAAGUGUGAAGUAUAAGAAAAGGAGAGUUGAGCAAUAGAUGCUCCAGUAGACGUUGAAACGGGCACACAGAGCACCAUGCACAGGCUUUGUGCAUAUGUUUCCUUGUGCUCGUUAACGCAGAGUUACUGCAGCGGCAAUCACGCGAUGUAGGUUGGGCGGGUAAUUUCAGCAAUCAAUUUCAUUCUGGUAGGGGGGAAGGUUAUGUGCCCAAGCCCAAUGAAGUAGGUUAUCGACGUGCGUUGCGGAACUAAUGCGUGCGUAGGUCCCAGGGAGAGCGGCUCGUGCGUGGCGCGUCGGCCAGUUGCUAAUAAUACCGUAAUCUUGUGUAACCAUGCAAUCCA
Messenger RNA from Chlamydomonas reinhardtii, 2066 nucleotides. RefSeq lists its product as uncharacterized. Gene Ontology annotation, molecular function: serine-type endopeptidase activity. The record is from RefSeq and is a predicted model, not a curated record. The coding region runs from base 542 to 1660 and encodes 372 amino acids. The transcript has 5 exons. Gene Ontology annotation, cellular component: membrane. Lineage: Eukaryota; Viridiplantae; Chlorophyta; Chlorophyceae; Chlamydomonadales; Chlamydomonadaceae.